Messenger RNA from Hemiscyllium ocellatum (epaulette shark), 6440 nucleotides. RefSeq names its product PTPRF interacting protein alpha 3 (gene ppfia3). Gene Ontology annotation, molecular function: protein binding. The coding region runs from base 338 to 3883 and encodes 1181 amino acids. Gene Ontology annotation, biological process: synapse organization. Lineage: Eukaryota; Metazoa; Chordata; Chondrichthyes; Orectolobiformes; Hemiscylliidae. Gene Ontology annotation, cellular component: presynaptic active zone. The record is from RefSeq and is a predicted model, not a curated record. The transcript is spliced from 28 exons.
UAGUGGAUGAGUGAGAGAACCUUUAUAAUUUCUAUUUUUAUAUUGUGGGGGAAGGGGGGGGAUUUGAUUGCAUUUGCCUAAAAUUCCCCCCUCCCCUUUUGCAGAUUGCAAGAAGAGAUGCAGGGGUAAAGGGAAGAAGAAAGAAGGGGGAGACUAAAAGCUGGAAGCAGGGCGAGAGCUGGAAUCCUGGCUCGUAGGAUCAGCUUGGCCUGGGUUUGCUGCAUCUCCCCCGCUCCCCACGCGCUCAACCGCUGGGGUCUGAUCGUCCUCUCCUCCCUGCACCGCCACUGGCUGCCACCGCAUCUCCCGAGGCUUCCAAUGGUCUAAUUCGGGCAAGAUGAUGUGCGAAGUGAUGCCGACCAUUAACGAGGACAACCGACGGGGCUCUCAGUACGGGCCGGAUGACGCCAACUUUGAGCAGCUCAUGGUGAACAUGCUGAACGAGCGCGAGCGGCUGCUCGAGAGCCUGCGCGAGACGCAGGAGAGCUUGGCUGGCGCCCAGCUGCGUCUGCGCGAACUCGGGCACGAGAAGGAGUCGUUGCAGCGCCAACUCAGCAUCGCGCUGCCACAGGAAUUUGCUGUACUGACAAAAGAGCUGAACCUGUGCCGGGAGCAGUUGCUGGAGCGGGAGGAAGAGAUCGCAGAGUUGAAAGCGGAGAGGAACAACACACGACUGCUGUUGGAACAUUUGGAGUGCCUGGUGUCACGCCACGAGCGUUCUCUCAGGAUGACGGUGGUGAAGCGUCAAGCACAGUCUCCUGCUGGCGUCUCCAGUGAGGUUGAGGUGCUCAAAGCCUUGAAGUCGCUCUUUGAACACCAUAAAGCUUUAGAUGAAAAGGUGAGGGAGAGGCUGCGAGUGGCUUUGGAGAGAGUCUCGAUACUGGAAGAAGAGCUGGAAACGACAGCCCAGGAUAGGCUGACCAACGGCACAGCGUUGGCUGGUGAUGGUGACUCCGAGCUGAUUGAGCGGCAGAGCACCGAACUGCUCCAGAUGAAGGAGCGCCUGGCCGUGCUCUGCCGAAAGGUCGCCGAGGUCGAGGAGGAGCUGAGCACAGCGCGGAAGGACCUCAUCAAAUCUGAGGAGGUGAACGCCAAGCUUCAGCGAGAUUUGAAAGAGGCCUUAGCUCAAAGAGAGGACAUGGAAGAGAGAAUAACUACACUGGAGAAACGCUACCUCAGUGCACAGCGAGAAGCUACAUCACUUCACGAUGCCAAUGAUAAACUGGAGAAUGAGUUGGCCAGUAAGGAGUCCCUCCUCAAGCAGAGUGAGGAGAAGAGUCGGCAGCUCCAGGAAUGGCUGGAUUCCUCUAAACAGAAGCUGCAGCAGACAAUGAGGAAAGCUGAGACUCUCCCGGAGGUGGAGGCUGAACUAGCACAGCGAGUGGCUGCUCUGAACAAGGCAGAAGAGAGGCAUGGGAACAUCGAGGAGCGGCUCUGUCAACUGGAGACAGAGCUGGAAGAGAAAAACCAGGAGCUGCAAAGGGCUCGGCAGCGGGAGAAGAUGAACGACGAGCAUAACAAGCGCCUGUCAGAGACUGUCGACAAACUCCUCUCUGAAUCCAACGAGCGGUUACAGCUUCAUCUGAAGGAGAGGAUGGCAGCAUUGGAAGAGAAGAAUGCACUAAGUCAGGAGCUCUCAAACAUCAAAAAGGUGCAGGAGGAAGUGCUACUCAACAAGGAGCAGUUGAUGGCGGAGGUGGAGAGGAUGCAGACAGAACUGGAGCAGUUGAGAGCAAAGACGGGCAUUCGAGAUGCUUACUCAAGGUCACUCCCAGGGAGCGCAUCAGAGCUCAGAUACUCUCACAGUUCCGGCAUUCCUGUGGGCAGUCACAUGGACAUCUAUAGCACCACAGGGGUCCUUCGAAGACCCAACAAAGGACGCUGGGCAGCACUGAAGGAUGACCCCUCAAAGGUACAGACGUUGAAUGAACAGGAAUGGGAACGUGCCCAACAGGCGAACGUGCUGGCCAACGUCGCCCAAGCAUUUGAGAGUGAUGUGGACGGCUCGGACAUGGAGGAUGACGACCGUGAGACGAUGUUCAGCUCGGCCGAUGUCCUGUCGCCAAGUGGACAGACUGAUGUCCAGACCCUUGCUCUAAUGCUUCAGGAACAGUUGGAGGCCAUCAAUAAGGAAAUAAGGAUGAUCCAGGAAGAGAAGGAGACGACUGAACUGAGAGCAGAAGAGAUUGAGAGCCGGGUGGGCAGUGGCACGCUGGAGGGGCCGCAAUCAGGCCGGUAUCGCUCAGCCCCCACCCUCCCGCACUCUGUCACUGCCUCCACCCUGGCCAGUCCCUCACCCCCAAACAGCGGGCACUCCACCCCUAGGCUAACACCACACAGUCCUGCCCGAGAGUCUGAUCGGCUCAGUGUGGGUAAUGCGAACUCCCUCAGCCGAGAGGACUCCCGAGAAGACAAACCCACCAUCCAGUGCGAGACGUCCCCCCCUCCAACCCCCCGGGCUGUCCGGCUGGAACGGGUCAGCCAGGCCCUGCAGGCCAGUGCUCUGGAAGACAAUCGGGAAGUCCGCAAUUUGUCAGGUCUUCAAGAUGGCCUUGGGAGCAGCAGCAGUAACAGCAGCCAAGACUCACUAAACAAAGUCCCCAAGAAGAAGAGCAUCAAGUCAUCCAUUGGCCGGCUGUUUGGCAAAAAAGAGAAAGGACGAAUUGGACAUGGUGUCCGGGAGCCAUCUUCACAAGCUGGAACGCCAGAUACAGAGGUGUCUUCUCAAGACCCCAUGGGACUCUCAAAAUUGGGUGGACCAGUGGACAAGGACCGGAGAAAUAAGAAAAAGCACGAACUGUUGGAGGAGGCGUGUCGUCAGGGUCUCCCAUUUGCUUCCUGGGAUGGUCCCACUGUCGUGGCUUGGCUCGAGCUAUGGGUUGGGAUGCCCGCAUGGUAUGUGGCAGCUUGUCGUGCCAAUGUGAAGAGUGGAGCCAUCAUGUCAGCUUUGUCUGACACGGAGAUCCAACGCGAAAUUGGAAUCAGCAACCCCCUGCACCGAUUGAAGCUGCGAUUGGCCAUCCAGGAAAUGGUGUCACUAACCAGUCCAUCAGCACCCACCAUCUCUCGAAUGAACACGGGCAACGUCUGGGUAACGCACGAGGAGAUGGAAACCCUGACAACAUCGACAAAGACGAUCUUGGCGUAUGGUGACAUGAACCAUGAGUGGGUGGGGAAUGAUUGGCUGCCCAGUCUCGGACUCCCGCAGUAUCGGAGUUACUUCAUGGAGUCGCUGGUCGAUGCCCGCAUGUUGGACCAUCUGACCAAGAAGGAAUUGCGAGGCCAACUGAAGAUGGUUGACAGUUUUCACAGAAUCAGUCUCCACUAUGGCAUCAUGUGUCUGAAACGGCUGAACUACAACAAAAAGGAGCUAGAGAGCAAGAGGGAGGGGAGUCUCAUUCAGCUGAAAGAUGUGAUGGUGUGGACAAAUGAUCGCAUGAUGGGCUGGGUGCAGGACAUUGGGCUGAAGGAGUACAGCAGUAACUUACAGGAGAGUGGGGUCCACGGGGCACUCAUUGCGCUGGAUGACACCUUCGAUCAUAAUGAUGUUGCCUUACUCCUGCAGAUCCCAAUGCAGAACACGCAGGCACGUCAGAUAUUGGAAAAUGAAUUCAAAAACCUGCUGCUUCAAGGAACUGAUCGCCGGCAAGAGGAGGAUGACACCAAGAACUUCAGCCGGGCGCCCUCAUGGCGCAAGCGUUUUCGGGCGAAGGAGAUGCGUGACAUGACCUCAGAUACGUCUGAAACUCUGCCAGCCAACUUCCGGGUGACUGCAGCCGCCAUCGCAUCGCAGAACGUGCAGCUGCGGAAGGUGCAGCCAGACAGUAACCCCUCAGGGACUCCGCGAGCUGACACACCAUCAAUCCGGACGUACUCGUGCUAGCAUCACUCAGCAAAUCUCGAGGGGAUUGUGAUGAGUCGCUGUCGUCGUGCAGUUUAUUGUGGCUAGAAGAAUUGAAGAACCAGUAUGAGAAAUAUCACAGAACUGACCCGACUGUUAUAAGGGCAAGAGACCCUCCCCAUCCACCGCUGUCUCCUCUCACCCUCUACCCUAGUGUUGCACCCAAGAAGAGUGGGCGAGAAGCUGGAGAGAUUGUUUCAUUCCUCCAGUGAUGCUGUUUUCAUCUUGUGUCACUCCGUGGACUCCACAUCUGAGGUCAAUCACCCACUGCCACUCUCCCCACCACUUCCUCCAGACUGUUAGUGGGACUGAGCCACAGUACUGGCUCGAGGCCUGUGGGUGACCCAGGGGCACAUAGCAGGAAAAGCUAUGACGCGACUUUAAGGUAUUGUCCUGUUUUGGGUCCUGGAUGUAAAUAUACCGAUCAGCCUGCCCUGCCCUCCCACAGCCACUGUUUCUUCCCAUCCCUCCCACAAAGUGGUGGGACUUUUUUUUCUUGUGAGUGAGAGCUCCCAAAACUGUUUCUGUGCCGGAGAAAGUUGCCUUUGAGAAGUUUUUAUGAUUUAUUUUAAAAUCCAGCUGCUCCUUCUGCGCUUGCACUUUGGCUUCUGCAUCCCCCACCAACCUCCCAUCCAGCUUCAACCUGUUCAUGCUGCACAGCACAGUGUUCCAUCUACACACACUCACACACUCACACACACACACACACACACACACACACUGUUUGAUUCAGAGAUUAUUGUCUCGGCAACAGGCUCAGGGGCACAAACAGACAAUUUGUCAGAGACUGAGCUUUUUAUGGGACAUUGCUGUCCCUGUCAAGGAGAGUUUGAUGGGGAAAAUGUAGAGGUAGCUUUACUCUGUAACUAACCCUGUGCUGUCUGUGUCCUGGGAGUGUUUGAUGGGGACAGUAUCAAGGGACAAUUAAUUUCUGUUUAAAAGAGUAGAGGCAGCUUUACUCUGUAUCUAACCCUGUCCUGUCCCAGUCCCAUGAAUAUUUGAUGGGGGAAAGUAUCGAGGGAGCUUUAUUCUGUAUCUAACCCGGGUCUGUUCCUGUCUUAUGAUUAUGUGAUGGGGAUGGUGUAGAGGAAGCUUUACUCUGUAUCUAGUCCUGGUCUCUCCCUGUUCUGUGAGCGUUUGAUGGGGACAGUGUAGAGGGAGCUUUACUCUAUAUCUAACAAAUUCUUUAGCUGUUUGUCUCUCUGUCUCUCUCUCUGUGUCAUUUCUCUCCUGAAAGGGGGAGACCCUGUCCUGAGCCCUGAGAGUCAUGAGUGUCUGCAUCAUUGUGCGUGACAGUGAAUGCUGAUGUUAAAGCUGUCAGAGAGAGAUGGAGGAAGAACCUUCAAGGCUGCUGUAGCUCUGGGCUGAGGCCUGAAGCCUUCAGUUGUCCAGAAGGAGCUGCGAAAAGGAUAGCUUUUGCAGGACCUUUCAGAUGAAGCAGUUUGGCCUGUGCCUCUCUGUCCUCCUUAACUGCAAUUUACAGGCUGACCAUUGGCCUUCUCCAGCCCAGGCUACUGGGUUUACCUGGUGACAGGAUCCUGUAAGGACUGCAGAGGUUUUUUUUGGGGGGAGAGGGGGUGUGUGAGCGUGGGACGUUUUACUGCUAUGUUAAUAUAGCUCUUUUUUUCAGAGUUGUGUUUGCUCUCCAGGCCCCGGUUUUCCUUCCAUUUUGAUGCCCCACCCCACACACACACAGACGGCACAUCCCUCCUAAGUUUCCUCAAUAGCUAAUGAUGCGCUUUUUUUUGAUUAUUAUAAUGUCAAAAUUUGGAAGCAAGCAGCAAGACACUGUUGGGUUUCAGGGGUGGGGGAAGUUAGAGGGCAUUUCACAGGGAGCACUUGCUGGAGCCAUUGAGGCUGGUGGGGAGGGCCAAGUCAUGUUUGUGCAGAGGUGAUGGUGGAGGGAAGGUUCCAGAUGAAGUGGAGUAGACUUCAAUCACUGGUUCCACACCAAGUCAUGUCCAACUCCUGCCCAAAGUCAUGUCAGUGACUAGACGGCUCCAGGCCUGGGAUCACCCUGUGCAGCUCUGCACCCCAAUUCUCCUGGGAUGAUGUAUGUCCAGGUCUGUCAGAGCUUCCCUAUCCCCCUCUGUACUGAUACCUGUCCAUCACUGCAUCAGCUGAUGCUCACCUCACCAACUCCCACAUCCUGCCUCCAUCCCCAGGACCCCCUCUUGUUAAAAUUCCAUCUCCACUCUGAUACUGAGGUACUCCUUCUCUGAAAUAUGGUCUGUUCAGUCCUUAUUGAAAAUGUAAAUUAAGCUUUGCUGUCAAUGCAUUGAUUGCUGUUAAGCCCUGAGGUGUUUUUUUUGUAAAUGGAUGUUUACUGUAUUUAUUUAACUCGUGUAAUGUUCUGUCAUUGGUCUGGAACAUUCUUUGAGAUUUACUUGCUCAUUUUUACUUAUAAUGACUGACGAGGAAAGGAAUCUCCCUUUUUUAUAUUGUCCCAAACUCGCUCCAUCGUCUCGUCUGUUAUUAUUAAUUUAUUCGUGCUCUGCGCGUUUCCAGGUGAGUGUAUUUAAUGUAUUUACAUAAAGGU